UUUCAUCUAUGUUUUUGUUUCUUCUUUACGUGUUAAUAUUCACCAAUCGCAUCUGAGUGCAUAUUUUGAAAUGCUGGCGGUUCAUUACUUGACUAUUUUCUUUCGUAAAAGAACCCCUUAGGCUUCACUCGGCUGUCGCGAGCUCCGCAUAACCGGCGUCGUCUGACCAGCGUCAGAUUAGCAAGAGGACACCCCCGCCCCUCACACCCUCACAUCAUCAAUUCGAUGAAGAAAAGAGUUCGGCCCAACUUUCAAUUUGUCCAGUUCAAGCUGCUUAUUCUCACAACACAGCAGAAGCAGCUUUUUUUCAAAGCACAAUAAUACCAAACCAGCCAUAAAGGAAGCAGCAGCUACUAGUAUCCUUUCUAGGCAAUGGCGGUAUGUGUGGGUGUCAACUAUGACUCUCGUCUUUGAUUCUGAAUUUGAUAUUUACCCCUUUCACCGCUUCUAUGAAAUUAAACCAGAACUAAGAGACCAGGAAACACGUAGAUACGUUGAUAGGAGCAAAUUAUUAUGAGGAUCUUGAUCGCUUAUCUUCCUUCAUGAAGGCGUGUCCUUGCUUGAAGAGACUUGUGUUGAAGGUAAACAGGCCAACAUGUGGGGAGAGGAAAGAAAUAGCGAAAGUUGGUAAAUGCCCCCAUGAUUACCUCAAGGUAGUUGAGAUAGUGGGGUACCGUGCUCAUGCAUGUGUCAUUCAACAUGUCAUGUUCCUAAUGGAGAGUAUUGUUGAAUUGGAAGAAAUUGUUAUUGAUCCUGUCCGGCAUUGGUGUUGGCCUAGGGGAACGGAUGGGGGAAGGGAAGAACCCGAUCUGGAAGCGAAAGCAAGAGAGCAUGCUAUGCAACACCUUAAACAAAGAGUGCCAUCGACUGUUGAAUUUGUAUGCCUAUAGUAAGUGUUGUGCUUAAAUUAUUAAGAGAUUGAGAGUAGAAAAAUUCAUUUGAGACAAAGUUUGCGUUAUUCAGUUAGCUACAUUUUAUGAUUUCUAAGUUAGGUAAUUUUCAAAAGGGGCGAUGUAUUGAAAUAAAGUGAACUACAAUAAAGAAAUAAAGUGAAUUAACUUUUAAAUU
This is a messenger RNA of Pyrus x bretschneideri (Chinese white pear), 1068 nucleotides long. RefSeq lists its product as uncharacterized. The transcript is spliced from 3 exons. Lineage: Eukaryota; Viridiplantae; Streptophyta; Magnoliopsida; Rosales; Rosaceae. The record is from RefSeq and is a predicted model, not a curated record. The coding region runs from base 543 to 890 and encodes 115 amino acids.